UCAACUAAAAAUAACUUACAGUUUUGCAAAAAUCCGAAUGAAUUUUUCAUUAAUAUAAUCAAUAUAAAUACUCUCAUCUAGUGCGGCGCCGGAUAUGACUAAAGUCCAAUAGCACUGCAGUUCCGCUCGCACAGGCAACAAUUGCCGCCGAACUGUCAAUCGAAGAAAACAUGUCGUGAAAACAUUCGAUCCGACUUGGUCGUUUUCUUUUUGGAAUAAUAAAUCUUGUGAAAAUGGCAACAGUGUGUAAUGUGUUACGGACUUGUGGCUUAACAUUUUGUUUUGUGCUGUGCGCGUUCGCUGUGCCUGAAACGAACUUAGAACCGUGGAUAUCUUCGAUUGAAAUAGCUACGAAAAAAUGUUCGCAAAAUAAUUGUAAAUAUUUACUAAAUGUGCGCGGUGGUGAGUUUCUCGGGCAUUAUUCUUGGAGAUUAACCCCUAGCGGUGGUUCUAGGGGUGAUAAUUGUGAUACAAUAUUCCCCAAUUACGAAUUAAAAGAAAUUCAAACGUCGCAAUGGUUUACAAAAGUUGAGGUGACCGUGCCUUCUUCUGAUGGUAGGAUUUACUUCUGUCUGCAUCAUAGAAGAGAGAAGAACAACCCUUUCGGUGGAAAAUGGGUUCACCAAGGCGAGAAGCUGUAUUUGGAUCCGAAAUCCGACGACAUUUCAUCACCAAUGCAGGAAAAAAUCCAAACCUCAACACAGAAGGCAAAUCUUGAAGCAGAUACGCAAUGGGCGGACCUGUCCCAUGACGUCGACGUGAACCAACUGCCGACCGUCAACCGACCUACUAGAGAGGAGAGCAACGACAUCGAACUCUUUAUUAACAACCAAUACGUACCUUUGAAUAACGUAAACGACAUAAAAAACGUCGACUUCAACGAAAUACAAGCGGACACUGAGGACUAUGAUAGGGAUAAGCGCGAUACCGACGAAGUUAAUGAUGAUGAUGUUAUAGAAGAAAUGUAUCCUGAUGAAUUGGAAGGUUUAGAAGAGAGUACGGAGACAACCAUUGAAGAUUUGAUUGAAGAAAUAGAGAAGAUCAAAUCGGAGCGGACGAAAAGGGAGACGGGAGAUAAAAAAGAAGUAGAACAGAAAGGGACAACGCUAGACGAUUCUAAGAGCAGAACAGAAAGACAAGUGUCUGGUGAUGGAGAAUUUUCGAGUGUAAGAGCUGUAAAUCAGUUUGUGAGUGUAGAUGGGAUCAGGGUUGAGGAUUCUGCUAAAGAGCCGAAGAUCGUGGAGGAUGGGGUACCAAGUGUAUUGGCUGAUACUGGAGUUACACUUAGAAUCUUCGGUGAUGGACUGACACCCAAGACGGUUAUAGCAUUUACGAACUACCCGCAAGAAUACGGCCAGCCUUGCAAGUUUAUACUACCCGGGGAGUAUAUGGCCAAAGAAGACUCCGUCACGAAGAAGUCCGCACUAUUCGAGAUCACAGCGCCAUCUCCCGUCACUGGUUCCCACUUAUACCUUUGCAUCAAGAACCUCGACUCAGGAGUGACUGACAUAUCCAAAGACGACGCGAAAUACAUCCACAUGGGCUCUGAAAACUGGAAGAUUCUGGCCACCCACAAAACUCUUCUACCCUUAUGGGUUUCUCUUACUUUAAUCCUGGUCUGCCUGAUGUUUUCGGCGUUGUUCUCUGGCCUGAAUCUAGGGCUCAUGUCUUUGGAUAGAACAGAGUUGAAGAUCAUAUCAAAUACUGGCACUGAACAAGAAAGGAAGUACGCCAGAGCGAUCAUGCCAGUGAGGGACCACGGGAACUACUUGCUGUGCAGCAUUUUACUGGGGAAUGUCGCAGUGAAUUCCACGUUUACCAUUUUGCUGGAUGAGCUCACGUCUGGGCUGUUCGCUGUGAUUUUUUCGACGCUGGCAAUCGUUUUGUUGGGCGAGAUUACGCCCCAGGCGAUAUGCUCAAGACAUGGUUUGAUGGUGGGCGCUAAAAGCAUCAUGAUUACUAAGGCAGUCAUGGCGCUCACAGCACCACUCGCGUUCCCGGUGAGCAAGCUCCUGGACUACUUCCUAGGCGAGGAGAUAGGCAGCGUGUACAACAGGGAGCGGCUGAAGGAACUUGUGAAGGUCACCACCGACGUCAACGAUCUGGACAAAGAUGAAGUCAACAUCAUUUCCGGAGCCCUGGAGCUCCGCAAGAAGUCCGUUGCUGACGUCAUGACGAAGUUGGAAGACGUGUUCAUGCUGCCCAUAAGCUCUGUGCUCGAUUUUGAGACAAUGUCGGAGAUUGUUAAGUCUGGCUACUCCCGCAUCCCGGUAUACGAGGGAAGCCGCGGCAACAUCGUGACAGUUCUCUUCAUCAAGGACUUAGCGUUCGUGGACCCUGACGACAACACGCCGCUGCGGACGCUCUGCCAGUACUACCAGAACCCGUGCAACUUCGUCUUCGAGGAUGUCACGCUCGAUGUCAUGUUCCGCCAGUUUAAGGAUGGUCACAAAGGCCACAUGGCGUUCGUCCAUCGCAUCAACAACGAGGGCGAGGGCGACCCGUUCUACGAGACCAUCGGGCUGGUGACUUUGGAGGACGUCAUCGAGGAAAUGAUUCAAGCCGAGAUAGUCGAUGAGACUGAUGUGUUUUUGGACAACCGCACCAAGCGCCGCCGCAACCGCCCUCAGAACAAACUGCAAGACUUCACUGCGUUCGCGGAACGGCACGAGAACCAGCGCAUACACAUAUCGCCGCAACUCACGCUUGCCACCUUCCAGUUUUUGAGCACUAGCGUGGACGCCUUCCGUCCAGACACUGUAUCAGAGACGGUCCUCCGCCGUCUCCUGAAGCAGGAUGUGAUUCACCACAUCAAGCUGAAGGGCAAGACCAAGAAAGAUCCCAGCACUUACGUCUUCCAGCAGGGGAAACCGGUGGACUACUUCGUUCUGAUACUGGAAGGGCGGGUGGAGGUGACAGUGGGCCGCGAAAAUCUCGUGUUCGAAGCUGGCCCCUUCACGUAUUUUGGUGUACAAGCGCUGACCCAGAACAUCGGCGUCGCGGAAUCUCCAAGCCCGUCAGCCAUGGGAUCCCUACAGAACAUCAACGUGGACGCCAUGCUACGUCACACAUUCGUACCGGACUACUCCGUGCGAGCCAUCGCCGAACUGUUCUACCUGACUGUCAAACGAUCCCUCUACCUGGCGGCCAAAAGGGCUACUCUAAUGGAAAAAGGAGCUCUGUCUAAAGGAGCCACUAACGAACAGUUCGACACCGAAGUAGAUAAGUUGCUCCAAUCUGUAGAUGAGGACACCAGCAUCACUGGUGAACACCGGACACCAUCGAGACAGGUAUCUCCCAACCCACUGCCAGUGUCGGCGUCUCCGAACACACGCGCUUCGUUCGUAUCACGCGCUUCGCCCGAGCAGCGUAACGGCGAUCUGCGCUGUCUCGAUGAACAGCGCCGAUUGCUCGACCACUCCGCGUGACCCGGGAUAAGUGAAGGCGCGGUCUCUUUACACGUGGAGACGGAGACAGUGUUUAUUAAUUUACAGUAGAACACUUCUUAAAAUGUGCAGGACAAUUCAUUGUUUAAGUAACUAAGAUGGCGCAGCGUGAGCCCUUAGAAUCUUCACUCUGGUCUACUAUGA
Molecule: messenger RNA, 3590 nt
Organism: Ostrinia nubilalis (European corn borer)
Lineage: Eukaryota; Metazoa; Arthropoda; Insecta; Lepidoptera; Crambidae
Product: unextended protein-like
Exons: 14
Coding region: 234-3428 (1064 amino acids)
Biological process (GO): transport; intracellular manganese ion homeostasis; magnesium ion homeostasis
Cellular component (GO): cytoplasm; plasma membrane
Molecular function (GO): transmembrane transporter activity
Source: RefSeq, a predicted model, not a curated record